Pan troglodytes (chimpanzee) is the source of this 9266-nucleotide messenger RNA. It is a transcript of the gene GDF7, whose product is annotated as growth differentiation factor 7. Gene Ontology annotation, cellular component: extracellular region. The coding region runs from base 114 to 1457 and encodes 447 amino acids. Gene Ontology annotation, biological process: BMP signaling pathway. The record is from RefSeq and is a predicted model, not a curated record. The transcript has 2 exons. NCBI's taxonomy places the organism in Eukaryota, Metazoa, Chordata, Mammalia, Primates, Hominidae. Gene Ontology annotation, molecular function: growth factor activity; cytokine activity.
CGCAGCUGGCCGCGCACACUUCCCCCAUUAUUAAACACUAUGUUCAAAAGGCGCCGGGGGACUUCCCGGAGCCACGGAGCCCGCGCCGCCCGCCCGCCCGGCCCACGGAGCCCAUGGACCUGAGCGCCGCCGCCGCGCUGUGCCUUUGGCUGCUGAGCGCCUGCCGCCCCCGCGACGGGCUGGAAGCGGCCGCCGUGCUGCGAGCGGCGGGGGCUGGGCCGGUCCGGAGCCCAGGGGGCGGCGGCGGCGGCGGGCGGACUCUUGCCCAGGCUGCGGGCGCCGCGGCUGUCCCGGCCGCCGCGGUUCCCCGGGCCCGCGCCGCGCGCCGCGCCGCGGGCUCCGGCUUCAGGAACGGCUCGGUGGUGCCGCACCACUUCAUGAUGUCGCUUUACCGGAGCCUGGCCGGGAGGGCUCCGGCCGGGGCAGCCGCUGUCUCCGCCUCGGGCCAUGGUCGCGCGGACACGAUCACCGGCUUCACAGACCAGGCGACCCAAGACGAAUCGGCAGCCGAAACAGGCCAGAGCUUCCUGUUCGACGUGUCCAGCCUUAACGACGCAGACGAGGUGGUGGGUGCCGAGCUGCGCGUGCUGCGCCGGGGAUCUCCAGAGUCGGGCCCAGGCAGCUGGACUUCUCCGCCGUUGCUGCAGCUGUCCACGUGCCCGGGCGCCGCCCGAGCGCCACGCCUGCUGUACUCGCGGGCAGCUGAGCCCCUAGUCGGUCAGCGCUGGGAGGCGUUCGACGUGGCGGACGCCAUGAGGCGCCACCAUCGUGAACCGCGCCCCCCCCGCGCGUUCUGCCUCUUGCUGCGCGCAGUGGCAGGCCCGGUGCCGAGCCCGUUGGCACUGCGGCGGCUGGGCUUCGGCUGGCCGGGCGGAGGGGGCUCUGCGGCAGAGGAGCGCGCGCUGCUAGUCGUCUCCUCCCGCACGCAGAGGAAAGAGAGCUUAUUCCGAGAGAUCCGCGCCCAGGCCCGCGCACUCGGGGCCGCUCUGGCCUCAGAGCCGCUGCCCGACCCAGGAACCCGCACCGCGUCGCCAAGGGCAGUCAUUGGCGGCCGCAGACGGAGGAGGACGGCGUUGGCCGGGACGCGGACGGCGCAGGGCAGCGGCGGGGGCGCGGGCCGGGGCCACGGGCGCAGGGGCCGGAGCCGCUGCAGCCGCAAGCCGUUGCACGUGGACUUCAAGGAGCUCGGCUGGGACGACUGGAUCAUCGCGCCGCUGGACUACGAGGCGUACCACUGCGAGGGCCUUUGCGACUUCCCUUUGCGUUCGCACCUCGAGCCCACCAACCAUGCCAUCAUUCAGACGCUGCUCAACUCCAUGGCACCAGACGCGGCGCCGGCCUCCUGCUGUGUGCCAGCGCGCCUCAGCCCCAUCAGCAUCCUCUACAUCGACGCCGCCAACAACGUUGUCUACAAGCAAUACGAGGACAUGGUGGUGGAGGCCUGCGGCUGCAGGUAGCGCGCGGGCCGGGGAGGGGGCAGCCACGCGGCCGAGGAUCCCCAGCUGAUGAGCAGCAGCGGGCCACCCUGUCACCGAGCGUGGGUGCAUGUCCGAUGUGACCCAGCGCCCUCUCAGAGGAGGGAGAGCACACGUUCACACUCACACACACUCGUGCAGUCACGCACACAUUUACCGGGGACAGCAUGUGAAAGCCUUGGGAAGAGAUGACCUGCCGGUACCGAAUGUCAAAGCCCUGUGUAUUUUGCAAACAGAUAACCAUGGCGCCCACUGCCCCCAUUUAGGGAGAGGAAGGUGUUUGUGCUGAUGUUGCAGUUAGAGGCACGAAAAUCAGGUAGCAACAACGGGUUAGGAAAUUGGAAGCUCCAGAAUGGGAGAACCAAAGGGGUACUCGAGCAUGCUUUAUCUCACCCCCUUUUGUUUCUGGCCCGAUGUGGUGCAUCGCUUCCCUGGGGGGCUGAGCGCCGCGUGGUGCACUCCGUGACCCACUGCAAGGCUGUAAUGCCCUUCCCGAGGGUUUGUGUUGCAUGGGGCCGUUUACCCUGGAACUGCUGCAAAAAGCAUCUUUCUAACUUUUAAAAUUUAACGUGCCCCUGCUUCAUUUUUGAAAGGGAAGUUUUGUCUGAAAGUAGGUGUUGUGGAGCUUCCCAGAUUUCUGCAAAGGUCGGUACCGCCCCCCCCCCCCCCCCCGCCUUUUUUUUUUUUAAUCAAUUCCAAUAGGAAAUGUUAUGGAAAGUGGAAAGGAUAUUUUUCUUUUAAACGGCUGAGUCUGAUCUAACAGGAUAUUGGGGUGGGAUAGGAUCUGCCAGGUUCGGAAGCUCCCCAGUUGGUCAGGGGAAGUGGGAGCCAUGCCUCGGGUGGCUCAGGAGGAAGUUAGUGCAAUGGCCCGGAAUGGGGAAGGUGGGGCUGGGGGAGGGGAGCUACUGCUUUUCCUAGAGACCUGCCAGGAGGUUUUCCUAAGAAGCCAGGGAAGAGGCUCUCAGGGCUUGAAAGGCAAGGAGGUGUCCUGGGGCCCACUCCAGCCGAGGACUCCGGCUUGCCGGCCAGGUAGGCGGAAGCUCCCGGGGCCGACUCGGGCUUGUGCUAGUUAUCAAGUAAGUCGACCUCCGCUUUUUACCUGCUUUCGCUGUGUUGUUGCUGUAGUUGUUGGCAGUGUGAUAGUAACGGGAAGUGAAGCCACUCAAAAAUGCUUUUGUCAGACUUCAACUCACAACCCAGACCUUUAGAGCAGGGGGAAGUUCUGCCCCUUCCCCUCAUCGGCUCCCUGGCUUGGCUGCUGUGCCCUUGGAAGGGCAGGGCCUUGGUGUGGGGGAGCAGAGAUGGCAUAUCCCCCAGUUCCCAUAUUUUGCCCCAAAGGGUCUUAUUGAUGGGAGGAUUUUCUAGGCAUGUAAAAGUGAGUUCGAACAUUCAGACUUCACUGUUUGAUUUGAUUUGUUUAUGCCUGGGAAUCCUUUGCGGCUUUUUGUCAAUAGGCUGGGAGAGGGAAACUAGUUGGACUCCAGCUGUCCGGGGUGAGGGCUUCUUAGAACAGCCCCGCAGCCCUCUCGGUGCAUCUGUGUGAUGUUGUGCAGGACUUUCCCCUUCAGAGUCCUGGGGAGCAUUAAUUCCACCCUGUGUUGGAUGCAGGACAAUUCAUACACAUUUUGAUUCUCAGUGAUUACACUCUUGAGAGAGAGAAGACAGACUUACGAUUUAGAUACAGCUAAUUUACUUAGGGGCCCUACCUGAAUUGGUUUUCAUCCUGUAAAAUUCUCCCAAAAGAAAAAAAAAUACACGUGUAAAUUACUCUUAAAAUUAAGAUUCCCCCCCUCCUCCUAUUAUGUGAAUUUAUAUUCUGUGGCUGUAUGAGUAGCUAUAAAUAACCAGAACAUGAACAGUCUCUUCAGGUUAAAAAUUUUAAAAAUAUCCAAAAGUGGCUGCUCUGGUACAAUUCCAUCUUAUUUUAGUGACUGGGCAAAGAUGGUCCCUAAAUUUGUGGAUUUUGCCAGAGAUGCCUCACUCUCGUUUUUAAAAUGAAGCUUGUCAUAAUGAAGAAUUAUAUAUUAAAAAAAGCACUAAAGUGUUGGAAGUUGUAGUAUUAGAAGGUUUAGAAAGGAAGUUAAUGACAAAGUGCAGUUAAAUGUUAUUUUGAAGAAGGUCUGGGUUAUUUAAUAUCUUUGGAUAAAAGCAAACAUUUUGAUACUUUUUUAGUGACUAGUAAAAACAAUUUUUUGGGCAGAAAUGUCUUGAUUUAGCCUGGCCUUUUUAUAGUAGGGAAAAAAACUGUCAAUUUCCCCUCUUUCCUUCUGAUGACCUCCUUCUAAGGAGAUGUGUUGUGAGUGGUGUGGGAAGUAGGUACCUUCCUGCAUCUUGAGUUCAGGUGGCACCCGGCGGGAGGGGUGUUGUCCUUGGACAGUGACUGUUCCUUCCAUGGCCCCAUACCCUCAGUGUGCUCUUUGUUUACUGGAUAAAAGGAAUGCUUCCCAGAUUUCCUCUGGAGCAGGUGAAGCCCCCAGGGGCCACUCUGCCCAGCCCUCUGGCAUCUCAGUCCAUUCACUAGGUGAAUGCAGAGAAUCCAUUUCACUUGUAAAAAUGACAACAAAGGGCCAACACACGUAGGGCAGACAGCUUUUUGCUGCUAAGAUGUGGUUUAACUAGCAUUGCCAAGAUGUGGAGAAAAGCGUUCUGCCAGCACAGUUGGUAGUAGCACCCUGAGCUCUCUGUCUUCUAGGUAGCGGGGGACAGGCCUGGGUGACUGGCAUGAACCCAGCUUCUCUGUUGCAACCCCCAGCUGGAAUCUCCAGUCACCAUGGAUGGGAGAACUGACAGGCAGGGAGAAAGCAUGUCAAGACUGUGAGGAAAGGCUGUCCCCUCAACCCCAACCUGAGGUCACCAAAGUCUCCCUCCUAAAGUAAACAGAAUUUUCCAUUUUGUAGGGAGAAUUGUGCACUACUAGUUGACAUCACUUGAACCAGGAUUUCCUGCUAGUGAGUAGGAUUUGGCAUCCCUAGUUAGGGAGCUCGGGACAGGCCAGCUGGGGCCCAAGGGGGGCUGGUGCUGGGUCUGUCAAACACAAAGAUAGCCUGGUCACUGCUGCUUGAAACCAGGGCUUUCGUAUUAAGGAGGAUCACCCACACUGGCAGGCGGGCAUUUCCACUGAUUCCCAAACACACUUGCCUUGUUGAAUUCUGACUUUCCAAACAGCUGCACUGGGUCUUCCAGAGAAGGUGGCAGGCUUUGCUGUGUUAGCUUGGGGAAGCCAGGCUUGAGCUGUGCUCAGUCAUUGUAUCCAUGCUCCCCUUCACCAUACCCUCCUGGCAACGAUAUGAGGUAUGGAUUGUGUGAUAGAAGAAUCCAGACUCCACGAAGCCCAGGACAGUCACUUCUCCCUGGCAGCUCUCAUGGUGUCGGCAGGAGUGGGCGCCUCACCUUGGGUACUGAAGAGAGUACCGAUAAUCCCGUGGAUGGAAAAGGAGGGAGUGUAAUUCAAUCCCUACACAUUGUAUAUGCUGUUGGCAAUUUCAUUUAAACUCACAGCAGAAAACAACUAGGAUUUGUAGACUGAUUUUCUUCUUAGAGCAGGGAGAAAAAUUACGUUCUUUCCAAGAGCAGCUUGUGCACAGAUAAGGUCAGACUUUUCCUGUGCUUGAAUCUGGUCUCCAGGAAAUCCAGUGGCAGGAAGAGAGUGUCCUGAGGCUGCCUCUGGGUGCACAGAAUCACUGGGCCUCGCUGAUUCUCAUGAGAACCUGUCAUCUCAGUGAGACAGGCCUCCCACUGGCCCUCAGUGGGCCAUAGGCCAAGAGGUCUGAGUCAGAUCGCGCAGUGAGCUGGAGGGAGCGAGGCUCUGAAAGCAGCAGUCUAGCAGAGGGAGUUUGGGCCUGCGCUUACCCCUCAGAAAGUGUCUGGAUUGGGAAGGGAAGAGAGGAAGCUGCCGAGCGAACCCAGCAGCCAAACUUUGGGCGAGUGGAAAGUAACUAGAUCCCUCUGGUGGAUGGUAUAUUUGAGCUGCACCAGAGUCAGAGCCCACUGUGGGCUUCCGAGUGCCCAGAGGCAGCUGCUCCCACAGUAUGGACUGCGCCCGCCAGGGGAGGCCGCUCAGGGGCCAGGGCACCACAGGGCGUCUCCUGAGAGACGUCUGAGGCAAGUUAUGGGCAGUCACCUCCCUGCUGGAGCUUCAUCUUCUGCCCUGUAAAAUGAUGCCCUUUCCAGUUCCAAGGUUCUAGGAUUUUACCUUGCCCCAAAACCCACUCAGAUAGCUUGAAGGCAGAGCAAAUGUGAUGGCUCCUGGAGAAGGUCCUCUCCCAAUCCCAGUCCCAGAGCCUCAUCUUACCGGUUUCGCAGCUCUUGCCUGUGCGUGUGCAUGUGUGUGCGUGUGUCCAUUUUACUGCUAUCCUUAAUAGGUGCCUCAUGGAUAUGCUUUGAAUUCCCCUGGGCUGAGGUAGGUGUGGGGAGGGCCCGCACCUUGAGGGUGGGGUUCAGCUCCCCAGAGCCAGGAGCUGGCUGAGGGCACUGCCCAUCCAGCUGCAGUUCCUCCUGUGCUCAGUGGGGUGGGCAGAGCCACACUCAAGCUGAGACUGUCUUGAGAGACCUAGUGCUGGGAAGGGCUCUACCUGCUGCUGGGGCCUCUGCAGGCAGAAGGGUAAAGGCAAGGCUGUGCCUGGUUGGUCACCCAAACAGGGGCCUGGGACUGUCCCAGAAGCCCUGGAUGAGGCAGGCAGGACUGUCCCAGAAUGGACUCCUUGGGUCCCCACCCCCUCCUCACCACCAUGCCCAUGUCUGGCUCUGAGGUCCCCUUGCAGCUUCCCAGGGGAGUGACCCUGGGGUAGCAUCAGAAGAGCUUGUCUCUCUCUUCCUUUUUAUGGUCUGGAGAAGUUAACAUAAAGAAGCACCAGAAGGGAGGACCCCAAAAGAUGUUUAUUUCUAAGUUUUCAGACAGCUUGGCAUCUUCUACCUGGAACCUCCUGACCAUGUAGGCUGCAGCACAGCUGUCUUCCUCCCUCUGUGCUGUUCUGGACUUUAAUCUGUGUGCACAGCUUAGUGCGUCACAAACAGUAACUGAGUGAGGCCGUUGUGAAAGAAGCCUGUUUUUUUCAGGAGGGCCACCGUCCUAGCCUGAGGAGACACCUGGUGGACACAGACUGCAGGGAGAGGGCUGAAAGUUGGCCUAGUGAAUCAGAGGGGUGACUGAGGGCCUAGAAGUUGCCACAUGAGCUCUGAUCAUCAUUCGGGGUGCUGUCUGCCCAUGACCUGCAGGUACCCACCUUAACCAGAGCUUGGCUUGUGGCCUGCAACUUGGCGACAGGCCUUUGGCUGGGCAAAGUUUGGGCUGGUGCUUCAUGGCGGCAGGACCAAUUACAGCAGAGCAACCCAGGAUGGGUGGUCAUUGAAAAAUGGGUGUGAAGUCACUGAAAAAUCAGACUGAGUUUCAAGUUAUGCUCACAGUUGCUGAAAAAGCAAAAAUAUGCCCUUAGAGCAGCAGAGCAGCAUGCGAUGGUCCACUUCCUCCUGCCUCUGCAGAGCUUGCAGGCCUCUUCUAGCAUCUGUGCAUGGUGCGCAUGUGUCUGUGACAACAGAAAGGGUUGGUUUCUCUCACACGUUUCCCUGACAGUGGCAAGGGGGCUGCAGCGGUCACAGAAACUUCCGGAGAGAGGUGUUUCCGUGCAGUCAGGUGAAUUUGUUGGCAGGACAGCUUGGUGUGAUGAUACAAGAAGUACAGUUUCACUCUUUUUUUGUCAGAUGAACUUCCUUCUGCUAGUUUAGAAAUGCUUCACUCCAGAGAGGGCCACCUGAUAGAAGCUGUAUUACAGAAACUUUUAAUCUCUUUUCUAUGUCAGUAAGGGGAUGCUGAAAUAAACUGUCUAGAAAAACAAGAAGCUUCUGUCACACCCAGGCCACUUUCGGCAGAGUGGUCCAGAGCGGCCAGUGCACGGCCAGCUGCUUUGCAUCUGCAUUCCCGUUUCAUUACCUUUUGUGUUGUGGGCCAGCAGGAGUGCUACGUAGUGGGGGCUGGAGAUUUGUCCCGGCAGGAGGUGGGCAAAUGGCUGUCUUCUCUGCAGAAUACCUGCACUGUUCCAUCUGACCAGCAGUGGCAACAGCCACAACCAGUUCUGCAUGUAGCUCCUGCCCAGACCUUUGGCUGCCAGAAUCUAGGACCAUGGCUGACCAAAGCGAGACUUCCGAGUGAGGUUCGUUCACAGGCAUCCUGCUGAAUUAGAAGGAAACAGGAACGAAUCCGAAGCAAACGGGGCUAAACUUCCCUCGAGGACAUUUCCUGAGCUGCAACAUGGGAAGGGACAGCACCGAAGCUGGUGAGCUGGUGCAACUGCACACACCUUUGCUCUGGUUUUUAGUACUCACAGGUCAUCCUGGGGAGACUGCUCAUGGGCUAUGGGCAGCCCAUGCCUGGAUUUUUUGGUGAAUGAGUCUGAAAAGCAGUGACCAGGUGUGUUGAGGGCCUCCCCUUGCCUGCACCUUUUUAUCUCUGAGUGACUGAGGCCUGCCAAGGCCAGACAAUGCACAUGUGUCCUGGAUCCUCCCCUGGCCUGGGGCAGCAGCAGCAGCAGCUGCAGCAGCUGGGCUUGGGGUGAGUAGGCUGGCUUGAGGAAGGGGCUGCCCACAAGCAGGGCUCAUUUCCUGGGUCAGGGCCUGUCAGACUCAAAGUCAGCUCUUCAGCAUUCUGUUUAGAAAAUGAUGAUGCAGUUCAGUGAGAAAGAAAGCUCAGGAUAAAAUAUGUUUUCUGGAGGGGAAAUACUCAAGUGUUCUAAGCCAGGAACAGAGACUCUCAAGAGAGGAAUUCUCUGGCAUUCUCUGCCUUGGAUAAAUCAUGGAUUAAACAUGAGCAUCCUUAGAAUAAUUUUAUUUUUGUAUUUCACUUUACACUGUAAUGCAAACAGCUUUUAUGUUUUCUUUGACGAAGAAUCAUAAUUGAGUCACUUUAGGUCUUUUAGCUGGAAGCAUUUCACCCUAAAUGAAAAGUUAAUGCAUUUUUUACAAGGAUUAACAUGCUAACUACAACUUGCCCUUUCAGCAGAUGACAAUAAGGGAUUCUGAAAAGUUUGGACUGUUUUUUUCUUUUUGUAUACAAAUAAAGCAGCAGAUCCUUUCUCUGUGAAGGUUGUUGCAGAGCUCCCGUACCAGCUUACAAAAUGCUGCUGUUUAAGCAGGACUUGGGUGGGCAGCAGAAUUCUGCACAUGACGAGUGGCUGCAGCUUAGAAAGCAAAUUUCACCUGAUUCCAGUACUGUGAUUUUAAGGAAACGGUAAAACUCAAAGUGCCAGUAAUGCCAUCAAGGCUCAGUAACACGCCAUUUCCUCAGCAGCUAAAGACAAAAAGAAUUAUUUUGGUGAGGGGAUAGAAAUCCUUGCGCUUUGCAGUGACACCCACUUUUUCUUAGCUUGGCUUGGGAGUAAGGAGAUUGGAGUGUGGGGGGACAUUAGAAACUCAUUUAAGGCAAACUGAAAUCUCCUUCAUCAGCAGUCUUCCUGCUGGUGUAGCCGCAGCAGAACUCCGAGGCUUGCAGGCUGGGCUGUCUCCUUGCUGCCUGGCCUGGGUGUUUAUUUGGGCAAUGCAAGCUGACAUUGUGAAGUGUUGCCGGUGCCCAGGCCAGCUAGCAGGGAGCCCUCCCAGGGCUGGUAGAAACCUAUGUGUAUAUGUAUUCUCAAAUUUAAAUAGAUUGUACAUAGUGAAAUGUAAAUGACAUGUAAAACAGCAAUCUCUAUUUUUCUUAACUAUUAUAUAGCAGUAUAUAUUUGUUGAACAUGCUUGUAUACUCUUCAUUAACCAUUUUAAUAUUUUGUACAGAUAAGUUGAUUAAAUAUUUUAUUCAUAAAA